Amphiprion ocellaris (clown anemonefish) is the source of this 3621-nucleotide messenger RNA. RefSeq lists its product as uncharacterized. Gene Ontology annotation, cellular component: endoplasmic reticulum membrane. The record is from RefSeq and is a predicted model, not a curated record. The coding region runs from base 153 to 1391 and encodes 412 amino acids. NCBI's taxonomy places the organism in Eukaryota, Metazoa, Chordata, Actinopteri, Pomacentridae. Gene Ontology annotation, molecular function: GTPase activator activity. Gene Ontology annotation, biological process: endoplasmic reticulum to Golgi vesicle-mediated transport; positive regulation of GTPase activity. The transcript is spliced from 10 exons.
UUGAUUCUGUCAGCGGCAGCUGUUGAGGGAAACGUUGUCGUUGUGGCAGCUAUUGUUAGUGUUUUUACCUGUUUAAGGACGAACUUUUUAUUUAUUAUUUUGUCUAUGGCAUUGUACAAACUUCGUUUGUCGGUAGUUUGUAUUUAAAAGGGAUGAAAAGAAUCAAGAAGAAGAAACAAAACGGAGGAGUUCGGGUGAAUGGAUCUGUCACAAGAGAGCCAAGCUGUGGGAGGAAACAGAAGCUGACUGAGAUCCAUCAGGCUUUGAUCAGUGAUCCAGUGGACAUUGAGACCCUGAGGAGAGCAGCAGCCAGUAGAGGAGGACUCCUCACUGAUGACCUCAGGAGGAAAGUGUGGCCCAAACUGCUGAACAUAAAUGUGUAUGAUCUACCAUAUAAACCUGGUCGGAAUGUGAGGGAGAACCACAAAGACUACAACCAGGUAGUUCUGGAUGUCAGGAGAUCCAUGAAGCGCUUCCCUAAAGGGAUGCCGACUGCAGAGAGAGCAGUGCUUCAGGAGCAGCUCAUUGACAUCAUACUGGAGGUUUUGAAACGUAACCCUCAGCUUCACUACUAUCAAGGCUACCACGAUGUGGCCGUCACUUUGCUGCUGCUGGUCGGGGAGCGGAUGGCCCUCGCCAUGCUGGACACGCUGUCCAACUAUCACCUCAGGGAUUUCAUGGAUCCCACCAUGGACAGCACCAAACACAUUCUGAACUAUCUGAUGCCUAUAUUGGAACAGGUCGAUCUGGAACUGCAUGACUUCAUGAUCAGAGCGGAGGUUGGAACCAUAUUUGCACUUUCCUGGCUCAUCACAUGGUACGGUCACGUCCUGUCAGAGUUCAAACACACCCUGAGACUUUACGACUUCUUCCUGGCCUCACAUCCACUGAUGCCCAUCUACCUUGCCGCCACGAUUGUGUUGCACAGGGAGAAGGAGGUGAAGCAGACAGAGUGUGACAUGGCCAUGGUCCACCACCUCCUCUCCCGCAUCCCCCAGGAUCUCCCGUAUGAAAUUCUGAUUGGCCAGGCCCAGGACCUGUUCGACCAGUACCCUCCAUCAUUACUGGCCAAGCGGGCAGCGCUGCAAUCUCGCAAGAGCCUGUCCAUCAGCACCUUCCAGGCGUUUCAGCUCUCCACCCUCCACCAGAGGCCCGACUCUGUUCUCCAACGCCUCACCAAGGCCCAGGGCUCCACCACCUCCAGACACGCCUCUGGACAAACAGGCCUGGAAGCAGCUUUGCCUGGGGACCGAGGCCAGCUGUGGGGGAAGGGGAACAGGAUGGUAAAGAUGGCAGUGUGGGGGCUGUCCGCUACGCUCGGGGCGGCCGUGUUCGCCGUGGCUCAGACUGCCUUGGACUGGGGACCGGAGGUGUUACUCCAGCUGUUCUGACGAGGUGGCGGGAACAUAGACUGGUCGACACACACACUGACGCAUGGCGACGGCAGACGCACACACCAGCUCCCACGACAGAUCGACAAUGUACGAACACAGACUCUGAAAACGGGGGGAGAAAACAGGAGGAAGUUGUUACCUUGGUGCCAAACAGGUUGUUGCUGCUCAACCAACAAUGAACGUAUGUUAUCAGCUAGUCAGCCUCAGGAUUCGUGUGCAUGUGUGUGAGCAGGUGUGUGUCUGUGGAUGGAUUACAUGAACAGGCCUCCAAAGAACAGUCCAAAUGGUAAUUUCACAACAUAUCUUUUUGGAAAAUCAAUUAAAUGACCACGAAAGGAUGCCAAACAAUCACAAAGACAUGGAAAAAAUGUGACAAAGAGACUCAAAACAACCACAAAAUGACCCCAGAGACAUGAGACGACUACAGACAUAAUUUAUCAAAAAAGAAAUGCAAAACAAUCACGGUUUUGUCUCUUCCAGUGUGUCUUGCUGCUAUGUAGGUGGGUUCUAUGCAUGCCUUCACCCAGGGGCCCAUUAUCUCAGAAUCCAUCGUUGCAUGUGAGACACGACAACACAUCACACUCUUUCAGGCCGCCACAACAUUUUACAUGUGUCUUUGUUUCUCGUCAGUUGGAUUAUUUUGCUGAUAACUUGUUUUUUAGACAGUCACGCAAGUUUGUGCAUUUCGGUCGGGAAAAAAAUGUGUUUUCAGCGCACUUGUUGGAUCAGCAGCCAUAUCUAAGAGCCAAAAGUGCCCGUAGCCAGCGCGAUGACACAUGAAUACAAAUUAUUAACGAGCGGUGUUUCCUGCUGAAAGCUUCUGGUUAUGAGCGAAGACGGAGAGCGGGAAAGAAAGAAAGAACGGAGUGAUAGAGGGGGAGAAUUUGCCUGUGAGCCUUGUAUUAAUUGCUUUACUCCAGGUGUUAGUGAGUUACAUUUACAGUAGAGCCUGACACACAAACACUAAAACGAGCUGUUGCUGGCCCAAAACGCUGCACACAGUUAGAACGCUACACUCAGUGCAAGCAGUGGGGAUUUUCCAGAUGCAUUUUGCAGAAGGUUUUUUUAGAAUGUAUUUUUCAUAUUUUCUGUAGUAGAUUUCAAGCUGUUGGAGGCCAACGACUGCUGAAUGAAUAUGGGGAAGACACCAGUACUUUUGCAGUCUUGAAAUAUUUAGCAGGUUUGCGCCAAUAUCCACCCUGAACAGCCGACAACAGAGCUACAGUACAUGGACUCCCCAACAUCAUAUUUCUCCUCCACAUUUUGCAACUUAAAAAUGGUUUUACAGCUUUAUUUGGUGAAUGUUUCUUUGAACUCUUGAGAAAGAAGAAAUUGUGACGUGGUUUUUUUUUUUCCUAUUAGUGGAGGAAACUGCUCUUCCCAUUUGCCAUCACACAUGCUGUAGAUGCUGUUGGACCAAACAUAAUCACAGAGUUUCAUAACCUGAAAAGUGAAUAUCAAUAAUACAGUAUUUCCACCUGAGGUACACACACACACACUUGUAAGGAGACGCCCUCUCCAAACAGCAAUGCAUGCUCCGUGCGUCGACUUAUAUUCUGAAAUAUUUAUCAGCUCUUACUAGCAUGUAGCUAAGCUGCUGCUCCUGUUAAUACAACUUCGCUGGAGUCACAACACUCCCCCUCCUCCUCCUGUUCUCUGUCAUCAGAUAUAAAUGUGUCACAUUUUCAUGCAGCUCGUCGUGGACUCGGCCCUGUUGAUUUCUGUUGCUCUGCGGCUUGUGAAAUCAACCGUACGCCAGUCUUUUGUGCGCAAAGUGACAGUGAUGAAUGCAUUUAAGACGCAUUUCUCUUCUCAGGGUCUCAGGCAUUCGUCAGUUAAAUGCUAACAUUUGAUUGGUGAUAAUCAGUUAGUCAUUUUGUUAGACAGGUGAUCAAUCAAUAAAUGGUCUGUAACCCACCGGCUGGCCUGCAAGCCAGUAAGGAUUCAGAAAUCUAGGCAAAUCUGGGCUGGUAGUCUGAAUACCAUUGUAAUUAAAUGCAUUAAGUGUGUGUCUGUGAGAGAUGGAGAAAGUUAGCUCUUUAUUUAUUUAAUGCUUUAAUGCUCUCAGUGCCUCAUUGUUAAGUGUCACCAGUCAAAUUAUUUAUUUUAAGAGCAACAAUCUGAUUGGCUAUUUAUUGAAAUCUUACAUUGAAUUGUAUGAAUGUGAAUCUAAUGUAAAUGAAAAAGUGAAGUAAAAAAUAUUAUAAUGGUUUGUGAUUAGCAGCAA